GAGGCAACAGCGGCGGUAGAAAGUGACGGACCAUCAUAUUUAUUGUAUUUAUCAGCUUUAUCAGCAUUUAAGAAUUACUCCAAUGGAUUUGGAAACUGGAACAUACGAACCAGGAUUUGUUGGGAUACGGUUUUGUCAAGAAUGUAACAACAUGUUAUACCCUAAAGAAGACAAGGAGAACCGUAUCCUGCUGUAUGCGUGCAGGAAUUGCGACUACCAACAAGAGGCAGACAACAGCUGCAUCUACGUCAAUAAGAUCACCCACGAGGUUGAUGAGUUGACACAAAUCAUUGCUGAUGUAUCUCAAGAUCCAACGCUACCAAGGACAGAGGAUCACCCCUGUCCCAAAUGCGGCCACAAGGAGGCAGUGUUCUUCCAGUCUCACAGUAUGAAGGCUGAGGAUGCUAUGAGGCUGUACUACGUCUGCACGGCCCCUCACUGUGGACACAGAUGGACGGAGUAAAGCUGGUGAUGAUAAAGAGGUCCCAUCAUUUUCAUCUACAGUGUUGCUGUUUGCUAUAACAGUCCUAGCUGCAGCUCUAACAGAGCUGAUUUUUAUUCUCACCAUACCAGUCAGUAAAAAUGUGAAUAUAACAUUACAUGACCGCUCAGGUUGUUGUCAAAUUGCAGCACUGCUGAUGUUUAUAGACCCUGAAAUUAUCUUUGUAUGAUGACUUACAGUUUGUCACACAGCAUCUUGUGAAUAUAAUGUAUUAAUAGUUUUUUACAGCGGCUGUCAUUUUCAAAUGU
Scomber scombrus (Atlantic mackerel) is the source of this 750-nucleotide messenger RNA. RefSeq names its product RNA polymerase II subunit I (gene polr2i). The record is from RefSeq and is a predicted model, not a curated record. Gene Ontology annotation, biological process: transcription initiation at RNA polymerase II promoter; DNA-templated transcription; transcription-coupled nucleotide-excision repair. Lineage: Eukaryota; Metazoa; Chordata; Actinopteri; Scombriformes; Scombridae. Gene Ontology annotation, cellular component: RNA polymerase II, core complex. Gene Ontology annotation, molecular function: nucleic acid binding; zinc ion binding; DNA-directed RNA polymerase activity. The transcript has 6 exons. Bases 83 to 463 code for a protein of 126 amino acids.